AUGGAGAAGAAGGCUAAGAAUCAAGAUGGGGAAGUCUUUCCAACUGACAAACCCAACCUAAAAGAGAAGACCAGCACUGAUGAAAAUGUGAAGAUGAGUCCGUGUGGGGAGAAGCCCCCUGAAGAUGGGACCAAUAAAAGGAAAAGGUCUAAAAAACCAACAGAGAAGAAAAAGGAUAGUCAAGAAGAACGAAAAAGCCUCUCAGGUGAGACCAGCAAACCUGAGAGCAAGAAGAGGAAGAAGGGUAAAGAAGAAAAAAAUGAAAAGAAAACCAGCUCAGAAGAUCUUCAAAGCAGCAGUUAUGGAAGGAGUAAGGAGCAGGAAGACAACAAGGAGAAGAAAAGACCAAGGAGCCCAGAUCUGUUAGAAGAUGAAAGUGCAAAGAAGAAAUCCCGUGUGGAAGGGAGAAGGCCACCCCCCCUGGACAUACGGAGUUACAAAUUCCAUCGAAAGCUGGGAGAAGGCAGCGGUGGAAAGGUAAUGUUGGCAUCAUUUGCACCAAAGAAACAACUUGUGGCAAUUAAGAUAGUGCAGAAGAAACCAAACAAGUGCAACUAUCCGUGGAUCAGUAUGGAGGCCUGGCUCUCGAAGAUCGCCAGAGAAUGCCCCUUUCUGUGCCACUCACAUGCCACAUUCCAGUCCAAGGCCCAAGCCUUCUUUGUGCUGGAGUAUGCCGGUGGGGGGACGCUGUACAGGAUGAUUUUCCGUCAAAAACAUUUACAGACGAAGAGCAUCCAGUUCUACGCUGCAGAGAUGGUGGUUGCCCUACAGUUUCUGCACUCCAAUGGCAUCAUCCAUCGUGAUCUCAAGCCUGACAACAUCUUGGUGGAUAACGACGGACACAUCAAGAUCUGCGACUUCGGCAUCGCUGCUGCAGGAAUGUUCGCCGGAUGGAAGAUCAGGGGAUUGGCAGGAACACCUGGAUACCGUGCCCCAGAGAUGUUGUCAUUGGAGGCGUACGACGCUGGAGCGGACUGGUGGUCGCUUGGUGUCAUCAUGUAUGAAAUGGCCACUGGAAGGAAGCCAUUUGUCCCAUCACUUGAUCCUGCUAGGGAGUUUUUGGAUAUGAAGCUGACAAAGGUUGAUUAUCCAAGUCACAUGAGCCAGGAAAUGCUGGACCUUCUGCCAAAGCUUCUGGAGAUGGACAAUAACAACCGUUUAGGAGUAAAUGGGAACAUCAGGGAACACCAAUUCUUUGCCGGAAUCAACUGGAGUGAGCUUGAAAAGAGAACAACUCAGACACCUUUCAAGCCCAAAAUUCAACCAGCAGAUAAAUUAAAAGAAAUUAAACCAGGAUUCUGUGCUGAGACCUCCGAGGAAAAUAAGAUAGAAGAUUUCACCUAUGUGGAUUACAACUGGAAUUGGCAGGAGUAAAGCAUUUUCUGUGCUCAUGGGGACUAACAUCAAACUCCCUGUGCAACAAGUGAUCGGGGCAACAUACCAACAAACCAAAUUCCAUCUAUGGCAUCAGAUCUGCCAUUAACUGCAAGUGUUUGCCUGUAUAGCCAACUACAUCAGCCCCACAUGGGAUCCUAGACAGAAAGAAGAGGCAACUUGAAGAAGAAGACGACGUGGGAGGCCAGAAGAGCUGCGAGCUGGUUUUUCUAAAUGGAUUUUGGGCAAAGUCCCACAGACCCUUGGAUAAGGGUAAACAUCUCUACUGAACAUACAGUGCACUUAUGGUAAGGCAGUGCACUGUUAAUUAACAUCGUUCAGUAUAUUUCAAUUUCUAUUUAUAUAAGUUAAGGUAAAUAAGCUUUCUUUCUUUUCUAUCUUCUCUCCUUUCCCAUUCUGCUACCAUUUUCUUCUUCCAUGUAUUUCUUCGUAUGGUAAGUCAAUAGAUAGCAUAAGUUUAAUAUUAGGAUUAUUUCUUAUCUUCUCUUGUUCUCUUUUUUUCUCUAACCCUUUUCACCUUUAAUAUAAGUUAAGCAAAAAAAAACAAAAAAAAACAAAAAAAAAAACAUAGAUAGGAUAAGUUAUAUAGGAAUAGGAAUGUUGGACUUUUUUCUUUCUCAUAUUUUAUGCUCUCCUGUCUUUUUUUAUCUGUAGUUUGGGUGAAUUUGGGAUAGGGGUACUAUAAAGUUUAUAGGAAUAGAAUGUAUGAAUGGAAGUGAAUGUGCGUGAAUGCAGAUAGGGAUCCCCACUGCACCAAUUUAGAAGGUGAACAUAGUUGACCUUUUGAUUGGCUGCAAGUUAAAUUUAGAUUACUAUUAAAAUGUAGAAACAUCUAUAUGAGGCAGUCUGUACCUUGUGCCUCUUUAACCCAGUAGGAGGGAGAAAUAAUGCAGCAGAUGGAGCUACAGCUGUAGGCCCCUUUUUUUCAAAAAAUAAAAUUAAGCCCAUCGGAGGUAUGAAUGUGAUUGGUGAAGAGUUUAGGGAUACUUAGGGUUUAGGAUCAAAGGAAUCUGAACAGACUAGGCAGAGCUGUAUGUCCCUAAAUGCUGCCUAGCCUCCGCUCCCUCCUUCCCCUCCCGGCCAUAAACCAUAUAUUAGGCAAGAUAAAUAGGCCACACUGUUGAUCCAGGGAUUUGUCCGAUUGCCAUUUUGGAGUCAGGAAGGAAUUUUUGCCCCAUCUGAAGCCAACUGGAGAUGGCUUCCGAUGGGGUUUUUUGCCUUCCUCUGGAUUAUCUAGAUGUUAGGUAAAUUUAAACUGAUGGACACACUCACCCUCAAUUACUAUGUAACAGUGUCCUUAAUCCAAUCAUAGGGCCCCAUCCACGUGUCAUUUUAACUCCUUACUAGGUAAGGAACUAGGGAGGGGGGUGGUAAUUAUAUAGUUAGUAAGUGGGGAGUGGAAUCCCAGUCCCAACUACAAUGACCAUGGGAUUUGCCACAGAAAAAGAGAAGAUAGUGAAUGAAUCAGUGAGAGAAUGUGGAUGUAAAGAGUGUGUGUAUUAUUGUAGGUAUCCAAAUGGGGAACGUCUGUUCCUGACACCUCCCAGUCUGAACUGAGGAGGAAGGGUUUCAUGAUGGCUUAUAUUAGCCAGAGCCUGGGUAGAUAGGGAACUAUUGCAGCAAAUGAUAGGGUGAGCCAUUUGCUGCAAUAGGUGUGUGAAUGGACAG
Molecule: messenger RNA, 3063 nt
Organism: Xenopus tropicalis (tropical clawed frog)
Lineage: Eukaryota; Metazoa; Chordata; Amphibia; Anura; Pipidae
Product: protein kinase C delta type
Exons: 9
Coding region: 1-1374 (457 amino acids)
Molecular function (GO): protein kinase activity; transferase activity; ATP binding
Source: RefSeq, a predicted model, not a curated record